AUGGUGUGUUUCGUGAUCGGUAUUGGAAAUGAAUGGAGAAGUGGUGGAAUGUGCGGAACCACAUAUUGGAUUACUCCAGUGUGGCACGAAGCCCUUGACGUGCCGCUAGCUAUGGUUGUCUUGGUACACCUCGGCACGGUGGAGGUUUCGUAG
Molecule: messenger RNA, 153 nt
Organism: Linum tenue
Lineage: Eukaryota; Viridiplantae; Streptophyta; Magnoliopsida; Malpighiales; Linaceae
Source: the annotation of a GenBank genome assembly